CCUAAACGUCAAACGCGACGAAAUCUACACGUUUGUUUACGUUCUUUUCCGAUUACGUUUUUCUCUCAUUUUUGUGUCCCGUUUCGUCGCGAACGAACGUGGAAAGCAAAACACACGGCCAGUGGACGGAAACCGUAGCUCGCGGUAAAGUGUAAUAAACCUAUUUUUAUACCACGGACACGGUGGUCAGUUCGACGGUGAUAAGCGUGCUGGCUGUGGAGUUGUAGUGCUGUUGCGUCGCGAUACCAAAUGUAAGCGAAAAAGUGCGGUGAAUUCCACGCAUCCGAAUCUUCUUCCGGCCGUCGAGCAGGAACAGCGGGCACUGCCAAAAGAUGUCGAACUGGUCGCCAAAAAUUCUCGCCAUCCGCAUCCACGCGCUGGCGGCAACGUUCAACCGGAGCUACCAUCGUGCCACUGCCCUGCACCGUCCGUCGGGACCACCGAAACUCUCGCCAUACGAUGUAAACUGUAUACUGCGCGCGAACGAACACACGCAAGAGUUUUUUGGCGGUUCGGUGAAAAGCUACGACUCGAACCAGCUCGCCUCCAACUCACCGAUUGAAGAUUCACGCAGCGAGGCGAGCUGCGUCUAUACGUCCGGUUUGCUGGUGGGGAUAUUCGACGGGCAUGGUGGGCCCGCCUGUUCACAAGUUAUCAGCAAGCGGUUGAUGCGAUACAUCGCGGCCUCGCUCGUACCACCGGACGAUCUGCGGCAGCAUAUGCUCGGCGGUGCACAAAGCUUUUCCUUCCUGAGCUGCCACAAUGAUAAGCUUGAGUUUGUGAGCGAAAUCAAGGAGCUGUACGAGAAAAGUUUCAACCAGUUCGCGAACGAACUUACCAACACUACGCUCGCCGGCUUUCAGAUGCACCAGACGCUCGAGAAUGCUUUUAUCCGGCUGGAUCAAGACCUGUCCCGGGAAGCGAUCGAAAUGCCCAGCCUCCGCACGAUGUCGGUUGCGAUGAGUGGUGCGGUAGCGCUGGUAGCACACAUCGACGGACCCCAUCUACACGUCGCCUCCGUGGGCGAUUGUUCGGCCGUGCUCGGUACCGUCACCGACACCGGUCAGUGGGUGGCGAAGAAGCUAACGAACGAACACAACUCCGACAACGUCGGCGAAGUUCGUCGCCUGCUCAGCGAACAUCCGGCCACCGAACGGGAUACGGUCAUACGCGGCGAGCGUUUACUUGGCCAACUCGCUCCACUGCGAGCGAUGGGCGAUUUUCGCUACAAAUGGAGCCGCGAACAGCUCGAGCAGCUAGUGGUGCCCCAGUUCGGGGAGCAAGUAAUCGCACCGUACUACCUCACGCCACCCUACCUGAGCGCGUGUCCCGAAAUUACGCACCACAUACUAACACCGCGCGACAAGUUCCUCAUCAUCGCGAGCGACGGCCUAUGGGACACGAUGAGUGCCAUGCAGACGGUACAUCUGGUCGGUGAGCACAUGUACGGGAAAGCUUUCCUGUCCCCGUUAACCCUGCCCAAGCAGGACAUUACGCUCGGGGAAAUCAGCCAAAUGCUGAGCACGCGGAAGGCGGGCCUGCAGAAAAAACCGCUCGAUCGGAAUGCGGCGACGCAUCUCAUCCGGAACGCGCUCGGCGGAACCGAGUACGGUGUGGAGCACUCGAAACUGUCGCACAUGCUUUCGCUCCCGCAGGACAUCGUGAGGCUGUUCCGGGACGACAUUACCAUAACGGUCAUUUAUUUCGACUCGGAAUACCUACGGAACUGUCCCACCUGAUCAGGGAGGAAUGACGAUCCACUGGUGCUGAAAGGACGGAAACGUAAUUGCCGUUCUCGUAAGCAUUUACCUACCGACCUCCCGGAUACACGCCCCUAUUAAAAGGCUGGCCUUUUUCCGCAUGUGAGUGUGUGUGUGUGUGCGCGCGUGUGUUUGUCCUAUCGCUCAACUGUCCUGUCAACACGUAGCUGAGCUCUCACCGAGACGGAGACGUUGCACAUCUCUGCUCUGUUCUCGCUGUAUUUAUGUUUUCCGUUCUGAAGAAUUAUUUCGAGAGUCUCCCGUUUGUGUGCGUGUGUGUGCGUCGGUUAAAGACGGUAGAAAUUUACUCCGCAAGGUGGGAAGUUAGCGAGUGAAAUUAUUGGUUCUUCCAUUUUUAACGUUUUAUUUGUUGAGUUUUUUUGUUGUAGUUAAACAAAAUAAAUCACAAAAACUAGUUCCGAACA
Anopheles stephensi (Asian malaria mosquito) is the source of this 2185-nucleotide messenger RNA. RefSeq names its product pyruvate dehydrogenase [acetyl-transferring]-phosphatase 1, mitochondrial (gene Pdp). Lineage: Eukaryota; Metazoa; Arthropoda; Insecta; Diptera; Culicidae. The record is from RefSeq and is a predicted model, not a curated record. Gene Ontology annotation, molecular function: cation binding; protein serine/threonine phosphatase activity. The transcript has 3 exons. The coding region runs from base 333 to 1739 and encodes 468 amino acids. Gene Ontology annotation, biological process: protein dephosphorylation.